GACCCGGAAGUGGAUGGGCUGCCUCGGUGUGUCAUCGGUGGCGGCCGGACUUUGACUGCUUGUGCGCUCAGAUGGAGUGAAAGAUGACUCACCGCGCUCAUCUGGCGUCUUUAAUGCGUCUCACCAAUACCAAAAUCUUUAACAAGUAAUAAUAAAGAGAGGGAGAGAGCGGAGAAUGCAGCAGCUCAGUGUCCCAGCAGCUGUCCUGCUCCUGCUCCUGCUGUGUGGGACAUUUCUGUCCAGUGCAGGACUGGAGGAGUUCGAACCCGAGACACCAGACUGGAGGAAGACUUUAAAAACCAUCCGGAACGGAAUUCACAAGAUAGACACAUACCUGAACUACGCUCUGGAUUUAAUCGGAGGAUCUGAUGGACUGUGUCAGUUUAAAUGCUCUGAUGGAUACAAACCCAUUCCCAGACCUCAUUACAAACACUCGCCGCCCAACGGAUGCGGCUCUCCGCUGUUUGGAUUUCAUUUUGAUAUCGGGAUUCCGUCUAUGACUAAAUGCUGUAAUCAGCACGACCGCUGCUAUGACACGUGUGGACGAGAGAAACACGACUGUGAUGAUGAGUUCCAGGUUUGCCUGGAGACCAUAUGCAGGCAUGUACAGGUCACACUGGGACUGGACCAGAGUGUACAAGCCUGUGAAUCGGCAGUGACUCUGCUUUUCGACGCCGUCAUGCACCUGGGCUGUAAACCCUUCCUGGACAGCCAGAGAGCUGCAUGUAUCUGCCACUAUGAGGAGAAGAUUGACCUGUGAACAGCUGUGCUUGGGCUCCGAAACUCCUGACGCCUUUAAGGAACGUCUGAAGAGUCAAAACUCCGUCCUCGAUGUCUGCAACACUGCGCAGUUUAAUGUUUCCCUCAUUUUAAAGGUGCUGUGUGUGAUGUUUCAAAACCUGUAAUAAUCUAAUAAUAUAAAAGAUACUUUGAAAAACUGUGGUUUAUAAUAUCGCUAUGCAGUGCACCUUGCUCUUUACGGUUACAUUUUUUCUGGCCCUGAAAUUAGUUCUGUCCCCAAUCAAAAUCAGAGCUGCUCAGCUGGGGCUCUUUUCUGUAAAUGGUAAUUCGUGAGGUUUUUCUCUGAAGAGACAGAGGAGAAAUGUUUGUCAGUGGUUUUCAUUGCUGAAAAUAUUAGGCACUGGAGAAUGUUUAUUUUUUAAAGUGUCAUUUUUUUAAUUUUUUUUUUUGGAAACCUGAUAUUAUAUCAUAUCCCAAACUAGACAAGAUUUUUAAAUUUCUUGACUGUGACUGUUAGAAAGUUGUUGUUUUUUUAAUCAGGCUUAAAUGUGUCUCAGGAAUGAGAAAAGUUCACUAUGCACUUGUUUUGUGUUUGUUCAGUGCAUUAUGGAGUUGAUAUGAUGUCAGAAAUAAUCAGAUGUGAACACACGUUUUCCUUUGUACUUUACAUCUUAUUUUAACUUUUUGUUUCAGCCCUGCCCCUUUUCCUCUAAUGUUGUGCUCUUAGUCCCUCCCCCUCUUUUCCUCUAAUGUUGGGCUUUUAGUCCCUCCCCCUCUUUUCCUCUAAUGUUGUCCUCUUAGUCCCUCCCCCUCUUUUCCUCUAAUGUUGUGCUCUUAGUCCCUCCCCCUCUUUUCCUCUAAUGUUGUGCUUUUAGUCCCUCCCCCUCUUUUCCUCUAAUGUUGGGCUUUUAGUCCCUCCCCUUUUCCUCUAAUGUUGGGCUUUUAGUCCCUCCCCCUCUUUUCCUCUAAUGUUGUGCUCUUAGUCCCUCCCCCUCUUUUCCUCUAAUGUUGGGCUUUUAGUCCCUCCCCCUAUUUUCCUCUAAUGUUGUGCUUUUAGUCCCUCCCCUUCUUUUCCUCUAAUGUUGUGCUCUUAGUCCCUCCCCCUAUUUUCCUCUAAUGUUGGGCUUUUAGUCCCUCCCCCUAUUUUCCUCUAAUGUUGUGCUCUUAGUCCCUCCCCCUCUUUUCCUCUAAUGUUGUGCUCUUAGUCCCUCCUCCUCUUUUCCUCUAAUGUUGUGCUCUUAGUCCCUCCCCUUCUUUUCCUCUAAUGUUGUGCUCUUAGUCCCUCCCCUUCUUUUCCUCUAAUGUUGUGCUCUUAGUCCCUCCCCCUCUUUUCCUCUAAUGUUGUGCUCUUAGUCCCUCCUCCUCUUUUCCUCUAAUGUUGUGCUCUUAGUCCCUCCCCUUCUUUUCCUCUAAUGUUGUGCUCUUAGUCCCUCCCCUUCUUUUCCUCUAAUGUUGGGCUUUUAGUCCCUCCCCCUCUUUUCCUCUAAUGUUGUGCUCUUAGUCCCUCCCCCUCUUUUCCUCUAAUGUUGUGCUCUUAGUCCCUCCCUCUCUUGUUGGGCUCUUAGUCCCCCCCCCCCCUCUUUCCUCUAAUGUUGUGCUCUUAGAACAUCAUGAGCAUGUGAAUCUCACAGUAAACAGUGUAAAAACCUAAAUUAGAAUUGUUGGUUGUUUGGCUUUACAUUUCAUGUUUCAUUACUUUUGACACUAAUUAACUCCACAGUGCAUACGAGUGUUAGUGAAUGGUUGUAAACCGCACCGCUGGGGGAAAGUGGUGAUGAUGAUGAUGAUGAUGAUGAUGAUGAUGAAGAGCUCUGAACACACAGAGGGACUCGGGAACACAAAUGAAUCCUGAGGAUCAAAAUAAUUUCCCAGAAUUCCCGCUGGUGCCCCUGAGUAGCGCUGUGUUUACACACACUGUUCGUUUUAAUGUGAAUUCUCACUGAAGCAGUCUGUGCAGUCAAAUACAUGUUUUAGUCAUUUAUUUUCCUUUCUGUAAAGAGACUCCCAGGUUUUAUAUGGAAUGGUGUAAACGGUAACAGUGUUUGAAUGAAGAAAACGGCCUGCUUGAUUUGAGAGACGAACUGCACUUUAUUUAUUAAUUACUAAUGAGGUAGAGGAUUCUCUAUCAUGCAGUUGUGGUGUAUGGGGAAUUAUUUUUACCUCAAAUAAAAUCAUUUCAAUCCUA
Molecule: messenger RNA, 2926 nt
Organism: Ictalurus punctatus (channel catfish)
Lineage: Eukaryota; Metazoa; Chordata; Actinopteri; Siluriformes; Ictaluridae
Gene: pla2g12a
Product: phospholipase A2, group XIIA
Exons: 4
Coding region: 176-760 (194 amino acids)
Biological process (GO): lipid catabolic process; arachidonate secretion; phospholipid metabolic process
Cellular component (GO): extracellular region
Molecular function (GO): A2-type glycerophospholipase activity; calcium ion binding
Source: RefSeq, a predicted model, not a curated record